This is a messenger RNA of Suillus bovinus, 822 nucleotides long. RefSeq lists its product as uncharacterized. The coding region runs from base 1 to 822 and encodes 273 amino acids. The transcript is spliced from 6 exons. The record is from RefSeq and is a predicted model, not a curated record. Lineage: Eukaryota; Fungi; Basidiomycota; Agaricomycetes; Boletales; Suillaceae.
AUGGUUGCAUUCGCAGUAUUGGGUGGCCAAGAUCCUGGCAUAGCGGACGCUCAUCCGUUCAUUGCUUCAGGACAUACAGCCCCACCAUUUCCACUGGUCAUUUCUUUCAUCAAUUCACUUGGCCAACAAGUAUCACAAACCAGCCUGAUAGACGCUCUCUUACAGUCCGAGGCUCUUCAGGCCAUAUUUACGCAUAACAAACAAUUUUACCCUGUUGUGUACGGUAGGAAUGUUGGAAUAUACCUUAGCUGGGAAGCAGCACUUCAACAAGUGAAUGGACGGCAAAUACGGAAGUUCAAGAAAACCAAGACAUUUAUCGAGGCCAUUGAGUUCAUGCUCACCAAAGGAAAUGUAUCCACACCCGCCCUGCCAACAUUCCUGCCACCACAUGCUGCAACGUCUCACGUGACACCUUCACGGUCAAAUAUACAUGCUUCAUCAAGGACAACAACGAGCUCAGUGCCAGGUUCACACAAGCAGAAAUGGGGUGUGACCGACACUGCCGAUGCUCUGAGCAUGCUUUCACUUGACGUUGAAUAUGCACACCAGCCACCCAUCUCACAGCCCACCCAGCCCAAGCAGCUUGAAGACUAUCCUCCUUGUGGCCUUCUUGGCCUAGCUGCAGAGAAGUACCUUGAUGCUCAUGGGUACAAGGGCAGCGCCAUUUUUCACAUCCUACUUGGAUUCAAGGAGGUGUACUCUCCGUUGGAUUUUGUCAACUAUAUCUGCCUAAGGGGCAUACCCCAAGCAGAAGCGGUUUACAUAUAUGAGCUUAUUAGCGGCUCUAACAUCGGGUGCGCCGAUUACGAAGCUGUGUACUAA